UUUGACAUAUAACUUCUAAAUCUAAUAGAAAAAAAUCAGGUCUUACAAAUUUGGAAAAAUAUAAAUAAAUUUAGAGUUUUGGAAAAUGGAUAGUGAUACAGUUUUAGAUCGCAUAGCGCGCACUUUCGAAGACGUGAAGAACAUUGUAAGAAAUAAGCACUCAUGUGAAAGAUUACCAAAUUUAAAGAAAGAUAUUCAAUAUUUACAAACAGAACUCAGCGUAUUAGGUAAAGAAAAUCACGUUCAAUUCAUAAGAUCUAUAGCUAUGGAAGCAUAUUUAGCGCUAUUGACAGCUAAGUCUUUGCCAAUUUCCCUAAUAGAGAAACGAAACAUUCUUCAGACGGCUUUUGAUAAAAUAAAGCCUUAUGCAUUUCGUGAAGAGUGUCUAUUUAUACUACUAAGAAUACAAAAUUUGCUUUGUUAUUAUCUCAUACAACUGGAUCAGACAUCUUUAGCACGAGAAAUUCUCGAAAGCAUAGAAGAACUGUAUGACGAAAUAAAGGACUACAAGCCAGAUACAUUUAUAGAUGCUGAAGAUUUAUUUACUAUCGAAGCAAUUAAUAAAAUUAAACGAAUCAAUCCCGAAAAGAUUGAUAAAGUAAUAACCAAUAAUUUACAGAUGCAAGCUUUUCUAUACAACAAAUUAAAUAUUCCUAACAAAUAUACAUUAUAUAAUCAUUUGGUAUUGAGGAGACAGUUAGAAAUGAAGGAAGGUACCCCUCAAGACUGGGCUCUUAGAACUGCGAGGUUAGGAAAUUUCUUUACAUAUCUUAACCAACUAUGCCAUGCCAGACAUCAUCUGUGUGCAGCAUACCAUGUUUUGCGUACCUGUCACGACAAUUGUAAGUUAAUUCCUGAAGAAUUUGUUGUUCAGAAAGCAGAUUACGAAAUGCAUUUUCUUGAAUUAAGCCACCAUUGGGUAAAAUAUGGUUUGGCACUCUUUAAUAUUUCACGAAAAAAGCUUUUAUCCAAAUAUUUUAUGCAACCUCCUUCAAAAGCUGAUUUGUGGAAAAAUAUGAAUGUCCUUGAAGAGCACACUGAAAAUACUAAAGUUCCUGAGGAAAACGAAAAAGAUAGUGGCGCCGAAAAAAACGCAAAUGGAGAUUCUGCAAAUAACAUUUUCAGAUUUCCAUCGUUAGAUCUAAAAGACAUUGAGAAAAGAGUCCCAGUGGACAUAAUAAAGACUUCGGAAGAUGCCCGUGUACUCUUUGCUUUCGUACAUAAAUGGCUGAUGAGAGCCAAGCAUUACUAUGACUUUGAACAACAUCCAUCGCAAUAUAUAUCGUGUUCUUUACAGUUGGCAGAACUUUAUGAGCAUUUAGCGUUCUUCGAAAAAAACAUUGACAAUCAAUACAGCAUACAAAAACGAAGGGCAGAUGUAUUAGAAGCAUUAAAUUCCUUAUUAAAAACUUGUGACAAUGUGAUGUCAGUUCAGAUAGAUGUUAUCCGAGAAUUGUCUCAAGUACAGUUAGAGCUCAUGGCGUUAAAUCUACAAAAGUUGUGGCGCGAGGAAUCACAAACCAACAUUAUUAAUUUAAAUACCGACGCAGAUUCCAUAAUUAAUUCUUUGGAUUCAGAGUCAACUAAAACAUUGACUGAAAAAACAUUAAAUACUAGCUCUAAAAAUGUAUUUUUGAGGAAAAUGGAAGCUGCGACAUCCCUUAAUGGCUGUCUAUUUAGAUUGAGUGGACAACUAAAUGCACAGACUCCGUCAGAAUUGAGUCUUGCCAUAGAUCUCAAAAAUUAAUUUUUUUAAAACAUUUUGUUACUUUGUGUAAUCAUUUUGUAAAUUACCUGGUGAACUUUAAACGCAUUUUAUAUUUGUCCAAUGCGUAUACUUAUGUUACGUUAUAGGGCUGUCUGCUACAGGUCUACACAGUACACACAUUUCAGA
This is a messenger RNA of Pieris rapae (cabbage white), 1894 nucleotides long. RefSeq names its product KIF-binding protein-like (gene L130). Bases 86 to 1747 code for a protein of 553 amino acids. The record is from RefSeq and is a predicted model, not a curated record. The transcript has a single exon. NCBI's taxonomy places the organism in Eukaryota, Metazoa, Arthropoda, Insecta, Lepidoptera, Pieridae.